Molecule: messenger RNA, 1518 nt
Organism: Stegostoma tigrinum
Lineage: Eukaryota; Metazoa; Chordata; Chondrichthyes; Orectolobiformes; Stegostomatidae
Product: troponin I, slow skeletal muscle-like
Exons: 9
Coding region: 66-764 (232 amino acids)
Biological process (GO): muscle contraction
Cellular component (GO): troponin complex
Source: RefSeq, a predicted model, not a curated record
GAAUCAUGUGGUGCUAUUUUAACCAACCACUCAUGGAAAGUCAAGAAUAAAAGCAGCAACAAUAAAUGCACAACCUGCCUUUAUUUCUCUCUACAUUACAAUUCUUCAUUAGUCUUCACAACAGAACAGCAAGGUCAAAAUGUCAGAAGGGAACGAUAUACAGGUUAGUUUUGGUUUUCUUCUAUUUCCUUUCUAUGAAUAUUGCCUUAACAAAUAAGCCAAGAAAAGCCAAAGUUCCGAUUGCACGCAGAAUCCAACUGAAGAGAUUGAUGCUUGAAAUUGCAUGCAAGCAACUGGAAAAAGAGAAGAGUGAGCGAGAUACUCAGAAAAGUCAAAUGCUUAACGAGUGUGUGCCACAAUUUAACAUGUCAAGUCUUUCAAUUCAGGAACUUCAGAAUAUCUGUAAAGAAUUCCAUCAGAAGAUUGAUAGUGUUGAUGCAGAGCGCUAUGACGUUGAAGUUAAAGUGUCCAAGAAUGCCAAAGAGAUUGAAAGCUUAAACCAGAAGAUCUUAGAUCUCAAAGGCAAAUUCAAACGUCCCACCCUACGUCGGGUCAGAGUAUCUGCUGACGAAAUGCUCGGUGCUCUAGCAGAAAACACUUGCAAAACCUCCAUGGAUUUGAGAUCAAAUCUAAAAUCAGUGAGAAAGGAAGAAGAAAAGGAACACAAAUCAGUUGAAGUCCAUGACUGGCGUAAGAAUGUGGAAGCAAUGUCUGGGAUGGAAGGAAGAAAAAAGAUAUUUGAUACCGCUGCUCCUCCUCAGUAACAGAUCCACUGAUGAGAACUUGGAAAGCAGUCAGUUGUCAUUCGCAAUUUAUCAUAAUAAAUCUCAGAAAGGCAACAUUUUCAAAAUUAAAUAUCAUUUUAGAAAGUGGAUGUUACAUGCUCCGUAAAAGGAAAGUAUAUCUGAAAGACAGUAUUCCAACUGAGAUGUGGAGCCUCACUUCAAGGCUGAAUGGUAUGUUCAAUAAGAAUAAUAAGCCACUGGAUGAGUCUUCAGUGUAUGAAUUUAAGAAACAGUGAUGAAGAUGGAAAACAGAUGGUAUUAACUCUCUCAAUGCAAAUAACCAAAUCCCAAAUAAGUAUAUAUUUUCCUUUCAUAGAAAUGAACUCAUGUAGCUUUACAUUGAGGAAUGUACUAAAGUAAUGUUAGAAAAGUAUGCAGAGACAACGUAGUUUAAAAAAAAUUCCUGGAAAUAUUUUGAAAUUUGUGCUUCACAAACUGCAAAAUGACAUAAUUAAUAUGGAUUAACAACUGCUUUGGUCUUUUAGAAGAAGUUCAAAUGUUUAUAAAAUAUUCAAAUGCCCACAGUUUGAAUUUGAUUAACAAUCUAUAUAUUGGUGAUAUUUUAGUAUAAUGAUUCAGAAGUCAGCUAUAAAAGCUAAAUGUUAUUGUUAGAUUGUCAAGAUCUCAAUAAUGGCAACUGGUAAAUGAAAUAUUUAUUUUAAAAAUAUAAAAUUGCGCAGUUUUAAUAAAAGUGUAAAUAUAAUAGAUAUGAUCAUUGUAAUUUAAAAAAAGA